Messenger RNA from Perca fluviatilis (European perch), 1182 nucleotides. RefSeq lists its product as uncharacterized. NCBI's taxonomy places the organism in Eukaryota, Metazoa, Chordata, Actinopteri, Perciformes, Percidae. The transcript has 2 exons. The coding region runs from base 122 to 1012 and encodes 296 amino acids. Gene Ontology annotation, biological process: lipoprotein metabolic process; lipid transport. The record is from RefSeq and is a predicted model, not a curated record. Gene Ontology annotation, cellular component: membrane; extracellular region. Gene Ontology annotation, molecular function: lipid binding.
UGUGUGUGUGUGUGUGUAUUCUGAUGGUGUGUGUCUCUUCCUGUCUCCACAGUGUGAUUUAAAGUCAGCUUCUUCAUCUCUCUGAAGAGGAGAUCUCAACACUUCAGGAGGACCAGGAGACAUGGAGAUGGCUUCAAGACCUAGAAGAAGACGGAGCAGAGACUUCCCUCCUGAUUUCUCUGAAUUAAUGAACACACUUAAAAAUCAUGCAGCUUCAUUCAUCAGAGAGUUUGGCAGCAGAGAACAGAAGAUGAGAGAGAUAGUUAGAGAGUUUAGGGAGAUCUCUGAUGGAGUCAGAAAGAUGCAGGAGAUAACAGAUAGAGUCAGAACAGUAGGAGCUGUUACUGGAGGAGUAGGAAUAGGACUCUCGGUCCUUGCAGCUCUGUUCACUGGGGGGGUUAGUUUAGCAGUUGUACUGUUAGUAGCAGCAGCAGGAGGAGCUGUUACUGGAGCAGGAGGAAUAGGACUCUCGUUCCUUGCAGCUAUGUUUACUGGGGGGGUUAGUUUAGCAGUAGUACCGUUAGCAGCAGUAGCAGGAGGAGCUGCAGCAGCAGGAAAAGGUGUGGUUUUUGCUGUAAAUGUAACAAAAAGAAUGAAAGAGACUGGAAGUGCAAAGAAAGUAGAAGAACUGGGGAAAGAGUUCAUGGAGAUCGUUGAACCGCUGAAGAAGGACCUGGAAGAAAUAAAGAGGACGUGCGAGAAGUUGGAGGAAAGAUCAGCUGGAGAUCAGGCUGGAAUCACUCUGAGAGACAUGGAGGGGUUACAGAGGAUUCUGACACGAGUUUCUGAACUGGCAGAAAGGAGUGAAGAAGUUGUGUUUGUCACUGCAACACUGAUGGGAAUUAUUCGGUGCUUGAUAUUGCUCCUUGUGACAAUCUUCAGAGUCACAGCGACCCCUGAAGAGGAUAAAAAGUUAAGAAACUCCAUCAUCCAGUCAGCUGUUCGCUGUCAGGAGGUCGUUGUCAAGUUUGAUCAGAUGAAGAAAGAACUCAAAGACUUCACUGAAAAAUAAAGAUAGAAGCAGCAGGAGAAGAGAAAGACUGGUUCACACUGAAACUGCUGACUACCUGUUAGUGUUUGAUCAUUAUCUAACAUACUGGACUCAUAGUAACUGAAUCAGAUGAUCAAUAAAACUUUAUCAUAUUUCAUAUGUUGGUCUGUUGAACACUGAGACUGAAUUAU